Messenger RNA from Sphaeramia orbicularis (orbiculate cardinalfish), 3792 nucleotides. It is a transcript of the gene taf3, whose product is annotated as TAF3 RNA polymerase II, TATA box binding protein (TBP)-associated facto. Bases 215 to 3028 code for a protein of 937 amino acids. Gene Ontology annotation, biological process: positive regulation of transcription by RNA polymerase II. The record is from RefSeq and is a predicted model, not a curated record. NCBI's taxonomy places the organism in Eukaryota, Metazoa, Chordata, Actinopteri, Kurtiformes, Apogonidae. Gene Ontology annotation, molecular function: transcription factor binding; p53 binding; protein heterodimerization activity. The transcript is spliced from 7 exons. Gene Ontology annotation, cellular component: transcription factor TFIID complex.
CAUGCGCGGUCUGGAUUUCGGGGAUGGUCUAUCGAUGGACUCAAGAUGGCGUCUCAGGCAAAAGCGCCAACAUAUUUACUGAAGUAGAUGUUUCAAAUCAGCCGCUUAAGCGGUAUUUGUUCAAGCCCCAAGGGGGUUCUGUGAAACAUGAAGACCUGGAGAAUGUUUUGGAACAGGAAUUGACCGGGAUUCAGACCAUAACAAAGUCAGCGAGAUGUGCGAGAGCUAUGCCCGGUCGCUGCUGCGUGUUUCGGUGGCGCAGAUCUGCCAGGCUCUGGGUUGGGAUGCGGUUCAGUUAACUGCAUGCGAUCUGCUGUCCGAUGUGCUGCACAGAUAUAUCCAGCAGUUGGCCAGAGUCUGCCAUCGGUAUUCCGAGCUCUAUGGAAGAACAGAUCCAGUCCUAGAUGAUGUCAGCCAGGCCUUCAGGCUGCUUGGUGUGAGUCUGAGUGAACUGGAGGACUAUGUGCACAACCUGGAGCCGGUUGCAUUCAUUCAUCAAACACCACUGUUUCCUGUGAGCAAAAACAAUGUCCUGCAGUUUCCCCAACCUGGAGCCAGAGAUGCAGAGGAAAGGAAGGAUUACAUUCCAGAUUACAUGCCACCCCUGGUCUCCCUGCAGGAAGAAGAGGAGGAGGAAGAGGACCUCGCUGAUAUGGGCACCUCAGCAGAAGCCAUGCAGGUAGCACUGGAAGAGGAUGAAGAGGACAUGGAUGAAGAUGAGACGGUCAACGACGAGAACCACCCUCUGAAGAGGCACCUGGAUAGUCCUGAUGCAGCUAAGGGCAUGAUGCCAACCUCCAAGAGACCCCGUAUGUACCCUGGCCUCAGCCCCGAGUGGGGCAUGGAGCCCAGGGAGCCCCUUACCUCUCUCAACCCACAACGUGUUCCCCCAGGCAUGCUGCCUUCUCAUGAUAGCCUUGUCCCCUUGUCACCUGAAACACCUUCUGGAGCCUUGCCCUCAUUCAGGCCUCAGCCAAUUGUACCAAAACACUCUGAUCAAAAGGUCCAUACCACUCCAGGAAGAAAGCCUAAGGCAUUGUCACCGGGAAGACAACGGACUAAAUCCCCUAAAGGGGUAAUUCCUGUUCCAGUGGGGAGUAGUCCCAUCCAUUCUCCAAAACCAUCUAAGGAAAGAAAGAAAUCCCCAGGCAGAACAAAGAGUCCUAAAAGCCCCAAGAGCCCAAAGAUGGGCUCUGCCAAAGCAUCUCAACCCCAGAGCAAGACGGACAUUGUGCAUAAGCUGCCGCUGUCUGCACUCAGUGAACGGAUGGGCAAAGAGAACAUCCAUAUGCGUCAAAAUUUAGAGGACAGGGAAUUGGCUGAAGGCCCCUUUAAGAAACUAGAGCCUGACAAUACAGCUAUCGAUGACUCCAUCGAUGCUGUGAUUGCCAGAGCUUGUGCUGAGCGGGAGCCUGAUCCAUUUGCCUUCUCCUCAGGCUCAGAUUCAGAUAGCAAUGGAUUCUCCAGCCCCAGGAGGCUGACCAUUAUGGAGCCUUCUACACCUAAAGUCCUGAUUGGGGCCAGCAACUUGCUUAAAGACACGUCAACACCACUUCACCUCCAGUCACAUACAGGACUGGGAAAUUGGACUAUGGAGGAUUCAAUCAAUGAGGUGAUUCGAAAGGUCAACCAAGGUGGGCCUUCGGCACCUCUGCCAAACCAAGGAGAAUAUGUGUCAUCAGGAUCUGCCUCACCGCCUACCCCUGAACCACUGCUCAAGGUGUUUGAGGAGAAGAACAAGAUUGUUCCAUCAGUAGAUGUUAAAAAGAAGCUGAAGAAGGAGCUUAAAACUAAAAUGAAAAAGAAAGAAAAAGAUAAACCAAAAGAUAAAGACCGGGAAAAGGACAAAGGUAAACUCAAAGAAAAGAAUAAGGACAAAAACAAGGAUAAGAACAAGGACUUUUCCAAGGAUGGAAAGAUGCCCUGGAAGGAGUUUGGUGUGAAGGAUGAUGAGCACUUUGGUCCUCGAGAUUUCACUCUGCCCGAAGGCUCCAUCAAGAUAAAAUCCAGAGAUGGUGAUGGUCCUAAAAAGGACAAGGAGAAACAUAAAGACAAAAAGAAGGAUAAAGAGAAAAGUAAGAAGGACAAAGAUAAGAGGGACAAGGGUAAGGACAGGAGUAAGGAGGACCGGCAGAAACAGCCUGCCUUGGCUCCUUUUGCUCUGGGGGAAGUCCCACCACUGUUCAGCCCCUCUGCCUGCCUUCGCAUGCCCCCCAUGUUGCCUCCUCUGGCCCCCAUUCUCCAAGAAAAGGACAUAAAGAGCAAGGAAAAGGACAAGAAGAAAGAAAAGAAGGAGAAAAAGAAGAAGAAAGACAAGGAAAAGGACAAAGAGCGAGAGAAGGCCAAAGAAAAGGAGAGGGAGAAAGAAGAGAAGCGGAAAGAAAAGGAGAGGGAAAAGGAAAAACGAGAAAAGGAGAAAGAGAAAGAAAAAGAGAGGAUAAGGUUGGAGAAGGUUAAAGUAGAAACUCCAGCUGCUCUGCCAUCUCCGGUCAUUCCCAGACUGACUCUCAGAGUGGGAGCUGGUCAGGACAAAAUUGUCAUUAGUAAGGUAGUCCCAAAUUCAGAGCCCAAAACACCAGCACCCAAGACGCCGGCUACCAAGUCUGGACCAGGAAAUCGGCCUCGGACACCACCGCCGCCACCCAUUCUCACCCCAGUUGCUCCCAUUCUGCCCCCUCCUGCCUCCCCGCUCCCCCCUGCUCCAGCUCCUUCAUUGCUCCUGUCUCCGGGGCCUCUGCUCUCGCCAUCUACUGCCCUCAAAACGCCGGUCCGAAGCGUAGUGACUGAGACUGUCAGUACCUAUGUGAUUCGAGAUGAGUGGGGAAACCAGAUCUGGAUUUGUCCUGGAUGCAACAAACCUGACGACGGCAGCCCCAUGAUAGGAUGUGAUGACUGUGACGACUGGUACCAUUGGCCUUGUGUGGGGAUCCUAACAGCUCCUCCAGAGGACCAGCCUUGGUUUUGUGUUAAAUGUUCCAGCAAGAAGAAAGACAAAAAACACAAGAAAAGGAAACACAAACCACAUUGAGACUAUGCAAAAAAAAAAAAAAGCACAUAUUUUGGACUUUCUUUGACUUAAAGCCAUCAUUGAACACUCGUGGCACUGCUGUAAAAUAAAGAAAAGAACUGUGGCUGAUGAUAAAUUCUGAUGAUUUUUGUACACAAUCGUAGCCAUGAGAUGAGUCUUUUCCCCAGCAUGUCCAUUCUCAGUUCCCAUUUUCAUCUCUAAGUGGAUUUGGUUGUCGUUUGGCAUUGUAUUAGCUCUUGACAGGUAUGUUUGUACAAGGAAACCACAACUUACACAAAAUCACAGACCUCUAUCAAGAAAACCUCCCCCUGGUCUGAUUUCUGCAGUAUCACUCAAAUAUCAUAUGUAUAUAACGCUGACGGCAUUGGGUGUGUAUAAACAUGUAAAUACCAACUUCCAAGCCAAGUGCAUUUUGUUCUUAGGAUUCUGGCUUGUUAAAUCCAUUUUCAGAUAUUGGUUUUUAACUCAGAUGAUUUUUCUGUAAUUUCUGUACAUUUUUUAAAUUUAAAGUUUGUAUUUUUAUUUUUUUCUUCACAUGGAUUUGUCCUGGAGUUAUACUGUAGCUGUGCUUGUAAUGUAAUUCAUUUUUCACUGUUAUUUCAAUAUUAAAGAUGAACAGCCUGUGCAUUUGCAGGCUUUAACACAUAAAAUCUCAUCAUAGUUAAAACUACCCAUAAUUUUAUGACUUUAUUAUGUUGUUUCAGCCUAGUAGCUGUUUGUUCGGAUUUCACUACAAAAAAAUAGAUUGAGAAUAUUUUAACAAA